AUGGAUGAUAAUUCACUUAAUAAUGAUAGUUAUGAUUGGAUGCUUAAACGGCUUGAGAGUGUCUAUGCGAUAAAGAUAGAACCAUUGACUAAGAAUAUGUAUGCUAGUGCGGUGGUGGCGGAUGAAUAUGAUGUUGAUGCUGAACUGGCUUUGAUUAAGAAGGCGAUUACACAAAUACUAACUAGAGUUUUACAGAGUAAUAAGAGUAAGGAGAUUAAAGAUUAUUUAGAACGUCGAUUUGCUCAACCAGACCCAAUUAAUCCGAAGACUGAAUUGGCUAACUUACAAAAGUACUUGCCGUUAGAAACUAGAGAGGUCUGUACAUCUAUCUCUGAAGCAAAGCUUGAGAGAAUAAUUGCUGGUAUAGAAGAAGAGAGUCCAGAAGAUACUGAAGAUAAUACUGAAAACGAACUAGCACCAACUAGUGACGAGACAGAUAAGCUUAUACCGGCUAAAACCCGAGCUGAAAAGAGAGCUAUCAAGGCAGCCAAAGCUUUAGCACUUAAAGAACAAGCUAAAAAUGAUAAAGAUGCUCUAGUUAGAGAUUAUCUAUCCAAACUUAUGCAAAUGGCUAAGUUCUGCCAUAUCAUCAAACUCACUCAACCCAAAAGGCUUCUUAGCGAAAUGAAAAGCGUCCAAGCCGAAUUGGCCCUAGCCAUCGAACGCCGCAAAGCAGAUACAAUCCGAGAAGUAGUUGCCGAGAAUAUACAAGAAUACUCUAACGAGAUCGAAUUUAUAUCUGUGGCCGAUAAACGGUUUAUUAAAGAUAAAGUUAAAGAAGUACUUGAUAAGGUUAUCAAUGACCAUAUCAACACAAACUUAAUCGACAUAAACCCGGCCAAUGUUAAGUCCGACAAUGACGGUCGUACGAUCUACACCAAACCCUUUCUUUGCGAGGCCCGUCGAAUGAAUGAACUACAGGCCAUUGGCCUGGCCGCCAAUAGUCCCCAAUUAAAACUAUCCAAGCAGGGAUUUACCAACCCAAAGGCCAUCCAGAAGAUAAUCACCAAAUCAGCCCUUGAAGUUCGCUCCCGCUGGGCAGAAGAAGCCACAGAAAUCUAUCGCAGCACAGCCCAGUUAUAUUUAUCCCCCGGGGAAUUAGCCACGCAGGCCAAUCCCUCAUCCACAGCGAGUGUUGCAGUUGUUAUCACUCCUCCUACCCCCACUAAUUCAAAUCCAACUACUCCUACUUCCAUUGCUGCUACCUCUACAGAUACUUCUACUACCCCCAAUCCAACCACUUCUACAGACACAUCAACUGCUUCUACUUCAACUACCCCCGAUCCAACCACAACCAAUCCAACCACACCUACUACACCCGCCUAUACUGUUAUCCAACCCACCUAUACUGGCAAUGUCAAUCCAGCUCUUACUCAAAUCAAAAAUCUUAACCAGAAACUGAACCGGCUCUACUUUAGCUUUGCUAAUACCUUCCACCACCACGCAAGUUCUAUCGAUAUGUCCCUAAUUGAUGCCCGAGCCCUUCAUUAUGGAAAGAUCAACGAUAUCAAAGACAGACUAUUCAGCAUUCGUGCUUGCAAACAUCCCUACCUCCGGCCUAUCAUUAUCUGGUACAAAAAACGAGCUUUCGAAAUCACUAGUUGUGGAUGUGUCCAACGGAUAAAACUCCUCUACUACGAAUUCUACGGCUCCCUACUAUCCCUCCUCCGCUACCCCCACACCCGCGAGCACAUUGAAGAUCAAGCCCAUAGCAACCAACCUUUUAACACCACUACAACCACCCCCAAGGUCCAAGAGAUUCAUCUUACUCCCGGGGCAACUGGGUUCGAUGUCCCCGUCGAUUUCAGCAAGGAUACACCCGGUCUUAAAUUUAACCAAACAACUCAAUCCGAUAGUUCGCCCCUUGAAACUCGUCUUGUCUAUACACACAAAGGCAUAAAAUACUGUGUUCCUAUUUCCAUCACUCCCUCAACCAUUCCCCAAGCAACCCAAGGCACAUUCCACCGCAUGCUGGCCAAUAUCGGUUUAGUAGCCGAUGUUAUUUUCUACAGCACAUCCAUCUUAACUCUACUAUUCUUCCUUCUGGUUGACGAAUUCGACCUUCACAGCAAACUCACAUCUUUAACCUCAGCAGGUAUUCUCACUAAUAUUGGUCUUAUUUUCGCCAUUAUAAUCAUUACUACUCUCCUUUCAUUCAUUCUUACCCACUUCUUUAUAUUUACUUGCCAAGUCACUGAACUAGCCCAUCCCAAGCACCAAAAGAACGUCCGGUUCCUAGUCUAUGUCACAGUCCUAUCUAUUCUUUGUCUAGCCGUUCUUCUAUUUUCCUACUAUUAUUCCCUCUCCAUCACUGUCUAUCUCUUCCUUUCCUUCUUCUUCCUAGCCACCCCCACUAUCUUCAUCAGUCACCGACUCGGCACACUCCUUCCUUCUUUCACACAAGCCUACUACAACCGCCAUACCCACCAACAAACAACCCUCCAAGCCAUUUACAGUUGGAUAAAGCAGCACAUUGCCCAAUCCCUCAUCCGCCACAUUAUUCAAUUCCUCCUAACUCUACUAGCUCUUUUCCUUAUCUUCCAAGCCGUCGACUUCUUCCAACAAGCCACCAACCAAAUCUCAACCCUAGCCCUAACCCAAUCCUAA
Nematocida homosporus is the source of this 2607-nucleotide messenger RNA. RefSeq lists its product as uncharacterized. The record is from RefSeq and is a predicted model, not a curated record. The coding region runs from base 1 to 2607 and encodes 868 amino acids. NCBI's taxonomy places the organism in Eukaryota, Fungi, Microsporidia. The transcript has a single exon.